AUGUUCACACUGCUUCGGGUAUUUACUGUCAAAGACAAAGAAUGCCUUGAAGCUGACAUCAAUGGCCUGAAGCAAUGCUACAUGUUCCAGGGGUCGUCCAGCUAUUAUGACGAAGACCUGAAAUGCACUAUGAUCUUUUCCCAGCGUCAGGAUGUGGGGGUAUGGUUUGCAUGCCUUGUCCUCAUGGAGGUACUCCACCAUGUUUAUUCCAGGCUAAAAAAGAAAGAAUACAAGAGAGCAAUAUCAUCUGCAAGUGAUAACAGAUGGAUCGCCGAAAUACCAAAGUCCAUAGUGGGUCUGUCUGGCUCAUGUGUGGUGAUCCCCUGCAAGUUCAACUACCCAUCAGAUGGAAGGAAACACAGAGACUUUACAGGAAUCUGGUUCAAAGAUAAAGAUAUAAUCUACCAUAAAGAGACCUCCAAAAUAAUCAGCACAUUCAAGGGUCGCACCAGUAUUGGUGAUCUGCGUCACAACAACUGCACUUUGAAAAUCAGCUCUUUACAACACAGCGACUCAGGAUCAUACAAGUUUCGGAUCGAGAUAAAAGAUUUCAACAAGAACACAUUCUUGAAAAAUCCAGUUUCUGUAACAGUGAAAGAUUCACCAGACCUACCCACCAUCUCUGUGGAUAAGGAAGUGACAUCACUGAAAGAAGUGACCGCUACCUGUGCUGUGUCACAUUCCUGUCCGCCAGACCCACCGCGUCUCACCUGGAGCCACAAAGGCACAACCAAGAGUCCCUCACAGGCUCAAGAGGACGGCCAAUGGAAGUUAACAUCAUCUCUGACUUUCACACCAUCCAGAGAAGACCAUAAUAAACCACUCAACUGCUCUGCAGAGUUUACUCCAGCAAAAACAGUGUCCAACAACAAAAAGCUCAAAGUGAAAUAUCCUCCAUAUACCGUGAAUGUACAGAGUAAAUCACAAGUGAAGGAGAAUGAAUCUGUUGAACUGAACUGCUCCGGUGAAAGUUACCCUCCUAUUCACAGCUUCCAGUGGUUCGGUUCAACUGGAUCUCUGCUGGAAAAUAGAUCCACAUAUAGAUUUAAUCAUGUGACCCGUUAUACUGAAGCCAUUACCUGCACCGCCACUAACACAGAGGGAAAAAACAGUUCAGCACCUCAUAAGUUUAAUGUGUUGUAUCCUCCUGAGAUUAAAAACGGGUCUUCCUGUGAAUCAGAGACUUUUAUAGUCUGUGUUUGUAUUGUGGACUCAAACCCUCCCAGUGAAGUCAAGUGGCUCGGUCCCUCGAGUACUUUCCCCAGCUCUGGUGUUGAACAAAAUGGGUCUCUUACCAUAUUCACCCUUCAGGGAUGGCUGGGAUUCCCAGACACAGUCCAUUGCUCUGCCAGUAACAGUGAAGGAAACUCUGUAAUGACUCUGUCAGUGCCGCAUCAUGGUUUAUUUAUAUAUCUUGCUGUUGCUUCAGCUGCUGUUGUAUUUGUUUUAGUGGUCCUUUCAGCAUGUUUAGCCAAGAGAUGCUGUGCGCGAAGAGUUAAACAACAGAAUGACCAGAAUAAAAUGAAGACGAUCCAAAAGUCUUACUCUGACAGGGGGAAACAGAAAAGCGAUGACAUUUACGGAAACUACCAAGAUAACACGAAUUAUGCAUGCGAUGAGAUACGCCUGCCUUCUGUGCCUGAUGAAGAUGAAGCGGUCUACGCAAACACAUAAAUAAUUUAGACCUAAGCAUUAUAUCUUUAUUCUUUAGUCUAUGCAAAUGUACAUUUCUGAUGUUUUUAAUCUUACAUUGUAAUAGUAAAAAAUAAUGGCGAUGAUUAGUUAAAAUCAAUAAUGUCAAGAUAUGCGACCUUUGAACGAACUAAACAACAUUG
This is a messenger RNA of Triplophysa dalaica, 1835 nucleotides long. RefSeq names its product myelin-associated glycoprotein-like. The coding region runs from base 1 to 1674 and encodes 557 amino acids. Lineage: Eukaryota; Metazoa; Chordata; Actinopteri; Cypriniformes; Nemacheilidae. The transcript is spliced from 9 exons. The record is from RefSeq and is a predicted model, not a curated record.